Pungitius pungitius (ninespine stickleback) is the source of this 1265-nucleotide messenger RNA. Its product is annotated as otoraplin-like. Gene Ontology annotation, molecular function: protein binding. Bases 751 to 1140 code for a protein of 129 amino acids. Lineage: Eukaryota; Metazoa; Chordata; Actinopteri; Perciformes; Gasterosteidae. The record is from RefSeq and is a predicted model, not a curated record. Gene Ontology annotation, biological process: cartilage condensation. The transcript has 4 exons.
ACAUAUUUAUAGCUAUCAUUUUUUUCUUCUUUAAAAACAAAAAGUUCCAACAAACAAAGGGGAGAGGACCAAUGGUUGCAAUGCAACAUUUAGUUAUGUUGACUAUCUUGAUCAAUAGUUUUUCAUACCAAAUGACUAUGUGUGCAGUAUGACAAUCACUCUGUUCUACCAAUUACUUAUAAGGUAGACUAUGUGAAAAUAUUUCUAAGAAACAAUUUGGUUACAUUUAUUUAACAAAUUUGAUUAGCACAUUUCUAGAAUAGAAGAAGAGUCCCGAUGCAGAGUCUGCUCUUCAAGUACAACAUUAUUUGUCGUUUUUCAACAAAUUAUUUUGCAUUCACGUACAUUCCCUUUCAAUCACAUGAAAACUGAAUGUAAUUUAGAGAGAUAAUUAAGAAAUACGCAGCUCAACAUGAAUGCUUAGAGCAUGGGACAUUUCAUUAUGUUCAAAAAUGUGGAGCUUAUUCAAGGACCCAUUGAAACACUUUUUUUACAGAGUUUCAGGAACUGUGAUUGCAAAGAGACUGCUAUUUGAGAAAAGUCAGCCAACUCCCUUGAAAUCCACAGUGUGGCAUUUCUGAAACUCAACUCUGAUUGGUCCGGGAACAUCUGGUGUAAGAGCUCAGCCCAUUUUCUCCUGACUGAGAGAACUGUUUUGGAAUUUUUACAGCUUGAAGUUCCAUUAAACUCCCAAAUCCGCACCCGCAUGCACACACCACACUUUCAUAGUUCUGCUCUUCGUUGGUCAGCAUGAAUUAUUCACUGGGAUUUCUGCUCUGUGUGGCACUUCUGCACCAGACUGCGAAGGCCGUCCAUAUGGAUAAACUAGCAGAUAACAAGAUCUGUGGAGAUGCAGAAUGCUCACAUGUUCUCUCCAUGGCCACAGCCUUAGAUGACUUCACAGCUCCUGACUGCAGGUUUAUCAACAUUAAGAUGGGUCAGAAGGUCUAUGUGUAUUCUAAACUCAUUCCAGAGGAGGGCGCCGGAGUCUUCUGGUCUGGGAGUGUUUACAGCGAGCGGUAUAUGCACCAGAUGGGCGUGAUUGGAUACUUUCCUGCAACAGUGGUAAAGGAGACACAGACGUUUACAGAAGACGAGGUUAAGAUUCCCACAACUAACAUGGACUUCUACUGUGAAUAAGACACGGCAGACUGAAGUGUGGCUUUUUGUGGCAAAGUGUCAGGUAGCCAGGUAGUCACACCACGUAUCAGUACAUCCCGUGGUGUUGUCUCCAACUGGAACAAAAGCCUGACCACUCUCAGCCC